AUGGGUCCUCACGAGGGGUCAAAGUUCAACUGCAUAAUCACUGGAGCAGGCGGCUUCGUUGGCCAGGCCCUUGCGGCUGCCCUCCUCGCAGACCCUCUCGUCUCCAAAAUCACAUUGACAGAUGUGUUUAAACCAGAUGUUCCUCAGACGAAAUCACAGUCAGAGGUAGAAACUCGCUGUUUGGAUGCCGAUCUCACAUCUCUGGAAACAUGCCAAUCUCUCUUCACCCCGGACAUCAACCUGGUAUAUCUCCUCCAUGGCAUUAUGUCCGGGGCUGCUGAGGCGAAUCUUGAGCUGGGCUUGAGGGUAAACAUCGACUCGACGAGGCAGAUUCUGGACAUACUUCGACACACCAACCCAGGCGUCAAAGUCGUCUAUCCCUCUUCAUUAGCGGUAUACGGCCCACCUGCCACCCCGACGACCAAGAUAACAGAGCUGAAUGCACCGGUGCCUGGCUCGUCGUAUGGGGCCCAGAAGCACAUAUGUGAGACAUUGCUUGACGACUAUUCAAGAAGAGGGUUGCUGGAUGGACGCGUAUGUAGACUACCAACGGUUACCGUCAGGCCCGGCAAACCCACGGGAGCCGCGUCCUCUUUCGCUUCCGGUAUCUUUCGCGAGCCACUGAACGGAGAGAAGAGCAUUUUGCCUGUUUCGAAAGACCUCGAGAUGUGGAUCUGUUCGCCAAGGACGGUAGUAAAGAACCUGAUACUAGCGAGGGACAUCCCAAAGGAGAAAUUCCCCGGGACACGGAUUGUGAAUAUCCCUGGUGUGACGGUGACUAUUCGGGAGAUGCUGGAUGCUUUGAAAGCCGUGGGAGGCGAUGAGGCAUUGAAACUUGUAGAGGAGAAGAGAGACGACGCAACGGAGAAAAUAGUCUUGAGCUGGCCGACAAGAGUGGACAUUUCGAGGGCGAAAGCUCUGGGUUUCGUAGAAGACGGAACGCUCACCAACACGCUGAAAGAAUACAUCGACGAUUAUGGAAGUAAGGCUUCAUAG
Letharia columbiana is the source of this 996-nucleotide messenger RNA. RefSeq lists its product as uncharacterized. Lineage: Eukaryota; Fungi; Ascomycota; Lecanoromycetes; Lecanorales; Parmeliaceae. The coding region runs from base 1 to 996 and encodes 331 amino acids. The record is from RefSeq and is a predicted model, not a curated record. The transcript is spliced from 3 exons.